Messenger RNA from Bemisia tabaci, 3609 nucleotides. RefSeq names its product integral membrane protein 2B. Gene Ontology annotation, cellular component: extracellular exosome; plasma membrane; Golgi apparatus. NCBI's taxonomy places the organism in Eukaryota, Metazoa, Arthropoda, Insecta, Hemiptera, Aleyrodidae. The record is from RefSeq and is a predicted model, not a curated record. Gene Ontology annotation, molecular function: amyloid-beta binding. Gene Ontology annotation, biological process: negative regulation of amyloid precursor protein biosynthetic process.
GUCAGACAGAGGUAAACAAUCAGCUGACGGCCAUUAUUAUUAUUUUACACUGUGUUUUGCUUCGUUCCGAGACGGAGAACUCUUUGAUUCGGAGGUGACCGUAACUUCUAGCCACGUAUAAUUCUAUUUGCGUUUAGUUUUUUGUGAAAGUUCAGGAAGUUUCGUACAAGAUGACUGUCAUUACGAAACCCAUCAGUGGAAGUAAAUCGGAUAAACUUCAGGAUCCUCUGGUUGUGAACGAGCAGUUGCCUUCUGGUAAAGAUGUUGAGGCUAACAUGGGAGCUGACUCCCAGCCAGCUGACUUGUUCCUUCUCAAAGCUCAAAGAUCCCGAGCCUUGAACACUUUGUUCCUCCUCCUCACCGCCCUUCUGGUCACAAGUAUUGGAAUCUUCAGUGGAAUCCUUGUAUACCGUCAGUACACCCAGAUGAACCGUUACCAGCGCACUCUUUACCUCCCUCGUGAAGGCUCCUCUGACGAGACUCUGCAACAACUUGAAUCCUACUACAAGGACCGUGGCUUUUUGGAUGGAUUGAAAUCAUGGACUUGGGGAAAACCACCUGCAGGUGAUCACGUACAAGAAGAUUUCGAUCUUGAUGUUGCAGAUGGAAAUUACGAAAAGAUCACAGUUCCAAGCUUCAGCGGUGGACCAAACACUCGCUUCAUCCACGAUUUCAAUGCUAAUAUGACCGGAAUCGUUGAUUUCAUCCAACAAACCUGCUACAUCAUGCCUCUCAACAGAUCUGUCAUCAUGCAGCCCAAAGAUCUCAUGGACGCCAUCAAGCACAUGAUCACCGGAGAUUACACCUUGGAACCAGAGGAGAUCCGCGAAAACUGGCGAGUAGUAACCCCUGCCUUGAGUGCUUCAGAAGUUGCUGCCAAGAGCGAGCUCCUAUCCAAUGAGUGCAUAGAAUUCAACACCUACAAUCUUGAGAAAAUUGUCCAAGGAGUCUUCAAACGAAGUCUUGACGCAGCAGAUGUGCGGCAAUUUGAUGAAAUCAUUGGAUCCAAGAAAUUCUAUUUCAACAUUCACCAGUAAGCCGUUAUUCCAGCCCCGGAAAAUUUAACUAUUUUUACAAGUUUGUAAAUUGAGAUGACUGUAAUAAUGGUACAUAAGUGAAGAUUGUUGUGUUUACCUAUUCGUAAUUAUUUAUGAUAAAUUUGCCCUAACAUUCGCUCAUAUUGUUGAUGAAUUCGCACUCUGUACAUUUGCAUGGGAGGGGGAUGACGAGGCUCCUGAAACCUCACUUGAAAAUUUAAAUCACGCACCACAGCAAAUUCCCAUGAUCCGACAAACUUAAUCUCAUCAAUCUUAUUACUGUGUGAAGUUGAAAUAAUAGGAGAAAAACUUACUUUCUCAAAAGUUUUCCUCGGUGCUCAAGUAGUAUCGAUUGCCACAUCAUUGCAAUUUUAUCAACAGGAAUUUAUUGCAAUGUUAUAGCAGUCGAAAAUCCUGACAUAUUGUUUUUUCAGUUAAAUAAAAUUUCAUGCAGAUGUCAAUUUUUGGCUGUAUUAUCAGUGAAGAAAUGGCAAUAAUUGUGUUAAAGUCAGGCAAGGCAGCCUCUCUGUCAUUCUAUCAUGGUAAACCAGGAAUGAAAUUCCAAAUUUCCCAUCGAAAAAUGCUUCUCGGACGAUUGAUCAUGCUAGAAAUUUUGGCUCUGAGCUGGCAUCCGAUUUUCAAUGCUUAAAUUAGAUUUUCAAUUCUCAACACUAUCCAAAGAUUUGGAGUGAGUCCCCCUCUCUUGUAAUUAUAUUUACUCUUACCGAUAUCUGUACCUUUUCGUAUUAGAGUUUUUUCUGCUUGAAAUUCAAUAUGUAUAUCCGUGUAGGUGUCCAUUCGUGGUUAAAGUCUACAUAUUAUUGUCUACUCUUUUUCUGUCUCUUCGAAUCUUCAGGAGGAUCGAAGAGGCUCAUCCAGCAAUAAGUUUUUCAGUGAAGAUGUUUUGUCGAAUUAUUUUUAAUCAGACAUUAUUUUAUCUAUCUUAUAAAAUUCCAUAAGGGAUCCAUCGAAAGUUUUUUGAUUCAAGAUAUAGUUUUGUUGAAUCCUAUCAGUUCAAGAUGACAUUAUCUGAGGAGUAAAAGCCAACGGCUCGCUGAAGUUAAGACUCUAAUUAAGUCAAAUUUAUCAAUUUGUAAGGGUCAAAGUUAAGUACAUGCUUUCAAUUGCUCGCUUUGGACUCAAAAAUAUUUUUUUACCAUUCCUACCAGAGUAUGUACCAACUAACCCUUCUUCAGGAAACCGUAGAAGUAGUUAGGUUUGAACAUUUGCAGAGUAGAGGGACUCAAUCUGUUGUGUACAUUCGUUGUCUCAUUCUUGAGCACUCACUGUAAACCAGUAACUUUAUGGGAUAGGAUAGGAAUUGUGAUACUUCUAUUAAUUCUCAAAUGAUUAAAAAUCAAUAGCCUUUAUCUCUAAUCGCCCUCUAAUGUUAUGAAGUACACUCAGUUUCUCUUUUAUAUUUGAAACUCAAGUUUUAUCACCAGUCUUGAUCAUUCCAUUUUCCAACUUAGUUUUUCGAGACCAUUUUAGAGGACAUAAAAUUUAGUGGAACUCAUUUUAUCCAGUUCUAACUGCAAUCCUUUGAAUUUGAGUACCUAAUUGACUCCAGGAAUUCGUGAAUUGUGAAAAUUUUCCCACAAUAUUCACUCAGAUUGUAACGUAACUUGAUACUCAUGAUGAUAACUCGUAAAAUAAUCUGUCCACCAAUUGCUUUGCGAUUCGUAUUUUUGUCUGACAUGAUCGAAGUAAUCCUGUCUCCUCAAUAGCUUUCUUCAUCCACCAAGCACGUAGCAUUUACUGUGUUGCCAUAUUUUAGUUAUAUUUUUUAUUUCUGAGUAAAUUUUUGUCAAAAAAGUUUUCCUUUACAAAUCUUGACUUUUAAAUAGGAAUACACGAAUAAUAAUCAUUUAUUGAUCAUAAAAUAAAUUACUCUCUAAGGAUCUGAUAUUUACACCAAAUAAACUACAUUUAUAGUUUUUUUUUCUUCCUGUAUUUGUAACUUUGUUACUCGACGUAAUCUUUCCAGUGACUGGUAAAGCUUGAAACUAAUUUCCAGCAGCAGGCUCUAGAUUAAAUUUAAAUCUGUCUCCUGGUUUGACAAGUAUUAUUUCAUUUUAUUUGUCACAUAAUCAUCAUUGAACUUCAAAAUUGUUAUUUUGAUCUCCCUAAUUGCUUGGAUUAUUUUUUUGGAAUAAUUUUUAAGAGGAUAUGUUUGAAAAUGCCCCUUAAUCUGGAUAUUAAUGUGGGUUCAAGGAUUAAAAUCCUUCUUAAAAUUUUUGCUCUUUUGGGCCAAUUCAUCCUUGUUUACUCAUCCAUUUUUAAACCCUUUUUAUGUUUUACAGUCAUCUUACCCUUCUUUACUCUGGUCCAUGUUUAAUUUCAUUAAUUACCUGAAUUUUCUUUUCAACAAUUGAAUCCGUUUAGUUGUAUUUUACUCCCUCAUCAGUUUAUUUUUUAGCUGAACACCUGUCUCAUUGACAAUGAUUGGUAGUGGAUCAAUGUACUCAAAUUUUAUUGUGAUCAGUUUUGAACGGUUUUUCAUGAAAAAAUUAUUUUGUAUCAAAAAGUAGAUGUGCUGUUACAAAAAUUAUACAAUUUCUUUGAUUAAAAA